Messenger RNA from Helianthus annuus (common sunflower), 2223 nucleotides. Its product is annotated as endochitinase A. The record is from RefSeq and is a predicted model, not a curated record. The coding region runs from base 215 to 2020 and encodes 601 amino acids. Gene Ontology annotation, biological process: cortical microtubule organization. Lineage: Eukaryota; Viridiplantae; Streptophyta; Magnoliopsida; Asterales; Asteraceae. The transcript has 5 exons. Gene Ontology annotation, cellular component: cortical microtubule.
AUUAAACAAAAAACAAUAACAAUAACGGAGGAGGUGGAGCGAUGAGUCACAUGGCUGCAUUCAGACGUCCGUAAACUUCACUCCUCAAGUCGACGCCGUCAACUAGAUCUCUCUCUCUCUCUCUCUCUCUCUCUCUCUCUAACCUUCUCUCUCUACACCUGCUUUCCAGAGUAUAUCACAUGAACUCCUACCUUCCAUUGCUGUCAAUUCAUCUAUGAUCAUGAACCGGAGCUCCUCCAGAGACUCACUCAUCGCCGCCGGAGCUCGAAAUCACUACAACAACAAUUACACCAACAAUCACAAUGCUAUGGCCAACGGAGUCUUGCCGCACCGACGAGGCAUGCCGUUGAUCAAAAACAACAAUUCCGUUGAGAAUUCUAACGCCAACACUAAUACGGAUCUCUUCUCUCGUAAUCGCACUAGUCUUCCGGCUGCAUCAUCCGACGAAUCUGACCUUCAAGCAAGAUUAGCGAGGCUUUCAGUUGGAUCAGCAAAACCUUCUAAAAGCAUAUUGGAUGACUUGCUCUCGUCUAACGAAGGGGGAAAGAAUGAUUACGAUUGGCUUCUCACGCCUCCAGGAACCCCUCUUGUUCCUUUGGAUGCAAAAGAAUCUCAACCGAAACCUGUAACUGCACGAAGCAAGUCUUCAGUUAGAUCAAGUUCUAUAAACAAGACAUCAAGGCUUUCUGUAUCUCAAUCUGAAAGCAAUUAUCCUUCAACAAGACCAACAAGAAGUAGUUCGGUUACACGUUCUUCAAUCUCAACCACCCAAUAUACAUCCUACUCCAACAGAAACACAAACAUCCUAAACACGAGCUCUGCUUCUGUUUCAUCUUACAUAAGACCAUCCACCCCAACUAACCGCUCGUCCACAUCAGCAAGAGCUUCCACCCCGUCCACGACCCGUACAACCCCGUCACGUGGGUCCACUCCUUCUAGAACACGUCCAUCUCCCGCUAGUUCUACCACCACUGACCGAACAACAAGACCUUCACAAACCACAAGACCUUCAACGCCUAGUUCUAGUUCCCGACCACAAACACCUGGAAGCUUGAAUUCACCCAUGGUUCGACCAUCUUCCCGACCGUCUACCCCGACGCGUAGAACGUUAACACCUUCUCUCUCCCAAUCCGCCACGUCAUCGGUUUCCGGUGGACGUGGGUUGUCUUCAAAUGCCCGGACCGUGGGGUCCGGUUCCGGUUCCAGACCUAGCUCGCCUAGUCCACGCGUGCGCGCGCCACCUCAGCCUAUCAAUCUACCUGAUUUCUCGCAUGAAACGCCACCUAAUCUUCGAACGACUUUGCCCGACCGACCUUUGUCGGCUGGUAGGUCACGCCCGAGUGGGUCCACUGCUGUGAAGGGGAGUGUAGAAGGUUCUAAUACAGGUGGUAGUAUUACAAGAAGACAUUCUUCACCUGUUGUUACUAGGGGUCGGAUUGUGGACCCCACUGGACGGGGACGGGCCCACGGUAACGGGCAUGUGGCGGAGAAUGUAGAGCCUAGAAGAACUUCACAUGUGCCUGAAUCACUGACUAGAAAACCUGUGAAGUCGCUAACUUCCGAGAAUGGUACGGGAUUCGGAAGGAAUAUCUCGAAGAAAUCACUAGAUAUGGCGAUCAAACAUAUGGAUAUAAGAAAUGGAGGUGCGCGCCCACUUUCAGGGUCAACACUCUUUCCUCAAAGCAUUAGGUCCAGCAGCACCAGGACCCAACCAGGACGCACCUCAAGUGCACCAGGGUCCAUAGACGGUUCGGCCAAUAACGGUCUUGGGUCUGAAAACGGAAACAACAGUAACGGGUAUCUAUGGAACAGAGGUCAACCCAUAGAAGAUCAAAGUCCACAUUCUUCUAAACUAUCAUCAGAAGUCGACAUUUAUGAAAGUUCAAGGUAUGACGCGAUUUUACUAAAAGAAGAUUUGAAGAACACGAGCUGGUUGCACAGUGCAGAUGACAAGACUGAUGAAGGUCUAUUGUUUGAUAACGGGUUCGAGUCACUCCCUGAACCGUUUAGUCCGCUGUGACCUUUGAACAAGGGUUUGUUUCGUAUCUCGUUUUACUAAAUUUGUGCUUAAUAUUCAUUUAAUUACUAGUUAAAAAGGCCAUUUAGUAUAAGAAAAGAAAAACAAAGAGAAUGUGUUAACAAAAACAUUAAAAAGAGAGUGGUGUUUGUUGUGUAUUUUUCUACUUUUAAGUAUUUAUGUCAAGUUUUAUAGUUUGUUAGUGA